This is a messenger RNA of Parnassius mnemosyne (clouded apollo), 1209 nucleotides long. Lineage: Eukaryota; Metazoa; Arthropoda; Insecta; Lepidoptera; Papilionidae. The record is from the annotation of a GenBank genome assembly.
AUGUCGACUAACUGUGCUGGUUGUAAUGAAAUACUUCAUAAACGGGAACAUCUAACCUGUAAAUACUGCAAAAAAACAUACGAUUUAGAUUGCGCAAAUGUAACCCCACAACGCUUCUAUAACAUAAUGUCGGCAGAAACAAAGGCCGCAUGGAAAUGUCAAGCUUGCUAUUAUGAGCAACCUAAGAAAAAUAACACAAACACGCCAAUACGCCCUCGCGAAAAAUCUCCUGUAGUAAAUAUCUCCCAAAUUGAUAGAAACAACAUUACAUUAAGAAGAUCCCCAAAUAAUAUGCACAAUGACACUAGUGAUUCGGUGGAUAUUGAGCUAUUAGGUGAUACUGUUAUUACUCAGACCUCCCCAAACCCAAAUGCAACAUCUGAUGAAAUUUUACUGCAAACUCUAAGUGUAAUAAUACAACAAAAGUUAAAAGAAAAUAAUAGAUCACUAAUAAAUGAGCUGCAAAGUACAAUUCACUCAGAAAUUAAUAAAGCCAUUAUAUCAUUAAAAGAAGAUAUUCAGCAAAAAACAGAAAUUCUAAAUUGUCAAAAUAAACAAAGAAAAGAUGAGAUUUGCCAACUGAACUUAAAAAUAGAGUCAAUUACAAAAGAAAAUGAAAAACUAAGAGAAGACAUAAAACAACUAAGUAAAAAGAUUGAGAACAAAUUUAGAAUACCUGAAAUAAACUCAAAAAAAAAAAUAGUACUUUAUAAACUAAUGGAACAACACAAUGAAAAUGAUUUCAGCUUAUGCAACAGAAUUGUAAACAUAUUCAGAGACAUUAUGAAUGUAGAUCUCACCGGUUAUAUUGAAGACACAUACAGACUAGGUAAACAUAGGAAUAAUACUAGACCCCUCGUUAUUGAAUUGAUAAGUAAAAAGAUGACAAAAUACCUAAUCGAUCAUAAACAUUUAUUCAAAAAAUCUGGAUUAGCCAUAUCUAAGUACUAUGAUGAUAUUACACAAAAACACAACAAAUUACUAAGAGAAGAAAUGUUUAAAGCGAGACAAAAGGGAUUAUAUGCUGUGAUAAAAGAUGAUAACCUAUACGUAGAAGGAAAAAAGGUACUAUGGAAUACAAAUACAACAAAUAACAAAGAUAUAGAUAACGAAGAUACACAUGACAAAAGUAUCAAUAAAUCCUUUUUUCGAAACCAAGGACUUACAAGACAAAAUACUCAUCCAGAACAUUCAGAGCAUCUACAAUAA